Molecule: messenger RNA, 711 nt
Organism: Ilex paraguariensis (yerba mate)
Lineage: Eukaryota; Viridiplantae; Streptophyta; Magnoliopsida; Aquifoliales; Aquifoliaceae
Source: the annotation of a GenBank genome assembly
AUGGCAACCCCAGCUCCAUCACGAGGCGAAGAGUUCGUCUACAUGUCGAAACUCGCCGAGCAAGCCGAACGAUACGAGGAAAUGGUGGAAUUCAUGGAGAAAGUCGUCGCCGCCGUCCCCGAUUCCGACGAACUCACGGUGGAGGAGCGAAACCUCUUGUCCGUAGCUUACAAGAACGUGAUCGGAGCACGGAGGGCGUCGUGGCGGAUCAUAUCGUCGAUCGAGCAGAAGGAAGAGUCCCGUGGAAACGUCGAUCACGUGAAUGCGAUUAAGGAGUAUAGGGCGAAGAUUGAGGCGGAGUUGUCGAAGAUUUGUGAUGGGAUUUUGAAGAUUUUGGACUCGAGGUAUUUGGCGGAGUUUAAGACUGGAUCGGAGAGGAAGGAGGCGGCGGAGAACACGCUCAAUGGCUAUAAGGCAGCACAGGAUAUAGCAAAUGCAGAAUUGGCUCCAACGCAUCCAAUCCGCCUUGGAUUGGCUCUGAACUUUUCUGUUUUUUACUAUGAAAUCUUGAACUCUCCUGAUCGAGCAUGCAGUCUAGCAAAACAGGCUUUUGAUGAAGCCAUCGCGGAGUUGGAUACGCUGGGAGAAGAUUCAUACAAGGAUAGCACUCUUAUAAUGCAGCUUCUUCGUGACAAUCUGACUUUGUGGACCUCAGAUAUGCAGGAUGAUGGGGGCGAUGAAAUUAAAGACGCAACCAAGCCUGAGCAGUAG